Molecule: messenger RNA, 3760 nt
Organism: Owenia fusiformis
Lineage: Eukaryota; Metazoa; Annelida; Polychaeta; Sabellida; Oweniidae
Source: the annotation of a GenBank genome assembly
AUGUUUCGAAAAAAUCUCUUCGCUGCAGCAGUGGUGACAUAUUUCUGCUGUGUGGUCGGCUCACGUCAAAAAGUCAGCCUUGCAUUCAACAAUCCCGAAAACGGUUUAUUUGCGACUGGCGACGAUAGCGUCUGUCCACAAGAGCACAAUCCCCCUGCUGGCACGAUCACAAGUCCAAACUACCCGCAAGUUUACGACAAUAGAGUUUUUUGUGAUAUUAUCCUCAUGCUCCAUAACCCUCUCAGAAUAUGGAAGGACAUUUCAAUAACAGUCAAUGCAUUCGUCACUGAACGAAAACAUGAUAAAUUAAUCAUUAAUGGUGUUGAAUAUAGUGGGAAUGGAACAAGUGACCCCGGGGCGUUACAAGUUGGUCGCACAUAUCUUUUUAGGAACAAUUUUCUUUGGUUCCACAUGCGGUUUGUGACUGAUGGAUCAGUGCAAAAGAUGGGCUUCUCCAUAGAUUAUACAGUUGAAGACUCCAGUGAAAACCAUAACAUUACAGAGGUAUGUGGCACAGUUAACAAUAGAGUGUGUGGGCGCAAUGGUGUCUGUCACAGCCAUGUAGAAGGCUUUACAUGCGUUUGUAAACCGCAAUGGAGUGGACCUAGAUGUGAUCAAAGAGUCGUGGUCGGGGAUUGCCCCAUAACGCUACAACCCCCCGCUGGAACUAUGACAAGCUACAACUACCCUGGAACUUAUCCCAAUUCAUUUAAGUGCCAAAUUAGUAUUCGUAUACAGGAUAGCCCAAACGGGUGGAACGACAUAUUUAUGACUGUCGAUGAUUUUAUCACCGAAAGGUGUUGCGACCGGCUUACUAUUAACUCUAGAACUUACGCUGGAAAUGGUAGCAAGGAUACGGGCGCUUUACAGAAAGGACAAACAUACAAAUUUCGAUCCAACCGAAGGGACUUUAUGAUGUCAUUUAGAACUGACGGUUCCGUUGUGUAUAAAGGCUAUAGCAUUAGAUACAAUCUUCAAAGGUCACCGGACCAAGGAAAUCGUGUAACAGAGACUUGUUCUUCACGACCCUGUCAAAACGGAGGAACGUGCCACAGCUAUAGGAACGGCCCCACAUGCCUCUGUAGGACCGGCUACAGUGGAACAAUGUGUGAAUACCGUUCAGAUACAAAAGGAUGUCCAUUCAGGUAUCGGACAGCCAGGGUGACUGUACAAAGCAUCAACUACCCCAGACCAUACCCCAGCAAUAUGCAUUGUCGCUAUUUGUUCGAUUUAUCGAGAUACAAUCGAUUCCCAUGGAAACAAAUACGAUUGUACGUGUGGUACUUUGAGACUGAGAAAAACAGAGACGUCCUUGAUCUGAAUGGUCUGCAAAGGUUUAGUGGAUGGGGAUACUUUGAUCGGGAUUCUGCGCCAGAGAAUAGGAAGUGGUACUACUUAUAUACUCAAGCAGACACGUUCAAUAUGACAUUUAUGACAAAGUUUAUUGGUACUCGGUUGCAUCCUGGGUGGGCGAUGAACUUCUACCUCUAUGGACUUCAAAGGCCUCCUCCCGGUGGUGUUAUAAUAGACCGGUUGUACAUGGACCAUGAUGACUAUUCUGUUCCUGAAAAUACCAACACAGUGGUUUUUGACGAGGAGACUGGGGAAGAAGUGGAGUACGAGGGCGAACCUAUAAACUUUGGGCUAGCUCCUAGCAAACCUAGGGGCCAAAACCUUUAUUAUGAGUUACAAAGUAGGGCGUGCCCACUGUAUGUCUAUGCUCCAAGAGGAAUAAUCCAAUCCCCAGGAUUUCCCCGGGGGUAUACCAACAGACUGUUCUGUGAUAUUAUUCUAUACACAAGGAAUAAUAAUCAAAACAUCUGGAAAGACAUAACAAUCACAGUACAAGCCUUUAUGACGGAAACAAAACGUGAUCGACUAAUUUUGAACGGUAGAGAAUAUAGUGGAAAUGGCAGCGAUCCAAACGCGAGAACGGCCCUACAAGUUGGCAGGAGAUACCUUUUCAGGAAUAAUUACAUUUGGUUCCACAUGAGAUUCAGGACAGAUUCAAGGAAUGUUUUUCCAGGAUUCCGAUUCCAAUAUUACGUUACUACAUCCAAGGAACGACAUAAUAUCACAGAGUUUUGCGAGAACAAUCCAUGUGGACGAAAUGGCGAAUGCCACAGUCAUGUGGAAGGUUUUGUUUGCUACUGUAAACCGGGGUACACUGGAACACUUUGCGACAUGGUUAUUAUUGUUCCCUCGACGUGUCCAAAGACCUUAAACCCUCCAACAGGGAUAAUGCAAAGUGACAACUAUCCGAAUAGGUAUGCCAACGGGAUACUCUGCCAGUAUACAUUGAAUCUGAAUAACGAACGGCAGGCUUGGAAAGACAUCACGAUGACCGUUGACGGAUUCAAGACAGAGUCCUGUUGCGAUCGUUUGACAAUAAAUGGACGCCCAUAUGCUGGAGACGGAAGUGUUACUGGGUCAGGGGAUAGACGCGGAAUGCGAGCCAUGAUGGAAGGUCGCACAUAUUUGUUUCGCAGCAGGGAUGUUAGUUUCGUCAUGAAUUUUCGCACUGAUAGAAGUGUUACGUACAAAGGAUUUUCAAUUAGCUACAAUGUUCGAAACAGUGCCAGCCCCGAUGGUCUAACAGAAUCGUGUGUAAACAAUCCCUGUCAGAAUAGCGGAAUCUGUCAUAGCUUGGACAGUGGUCCUAUGUGCAUCUGUCCCCCCAAGUAUAGUGGUAACCUAUGUCAGAGUAUAAGAGAGACGUUCAACUGUCCACGUCACUAUUUUGAACCAGUCGGUAUCAUUCAGAGUCCAAAUUGGCCGUUGCCUUACCCACGAAAUGCUAUAUGUAAUUAUUACAUCACGGUUGAUGGUAUACAAGGGGCGUACAGAGAACUGUUGGUAUAUGUUCAAUACUUUGAGACGGAACGGCGUCGAGACGUUCUGACUAUCAACGGGAUACAGUACAGUGGCUUUGGCUACUUUGACGAUUCUGCCAUGGGGAUAAUUCAAACAUAUAAAUUCUUUACUAAAGGAAACCAAUUUAACAUCACCUUCAAAGCAGGAAGAGCGAGGGACCGUCACCCCGGUUUCUCAUUACAAUACCUAGUCCAAUCUGCAGAUACAACUGUGACCUAUCCACCCACAUCACCAUCCACAAGGGACCCAGGGGAGUUCACCUCGAGGGCAACAAUGCCACCACAGACACGCCCGACAGAACCACCACAAACACAACCAAGAGUGACUACACCUAGAAUCACAAUGCCGCCAUGGACAGGCACCCCACCUGGAACAUUUCCACCAUUUACAGGGUUCUGGACAACCCGUCCAAACCAACAAAGAACUCCUGCUCCAAGGAAAGGAAAUGGCAUUGGAGCUGGUGGUAUAGUUGGUAUCUGCAUAGCGGUGCUCAUAGUCAUAGGUGUGGGUGGAUUUGUCGGAUUUCUGUUUAUGAAGAAACGAGGUUUAACAUUGGGUCUAAAACAAGCCAUGAAACCUGGAUUUGACAAUGCAGUGUACGGACAGAAUGAAGAGAGAGUGAACAUUGGGAAUGUAAUUGCCACUGGCUCGCGUGCUUAGGCAUGUGUCCCAUGCAUGUUACAAUUUCUGAUUUAAAAAGUAUAACACCAAUCAUCUACUAUAGUAUUUCAUUUGUGUCUCUGUAUCCUUUGCACUGUAUAAAUUACCUGUACAUACAAAAUGACCAAAGUGCCAGAAUUGAUGAGGAAAAUGAAAAACCUCAAAUGAACUUUAUGUUAUUUGUUAAUUGAAAACGUGACCUAGAGACUUCUAUUGUCUAGAAAAU